AAAUACGCCUUAAUUGACGAGUCACGAGAUACAUCGAAGUUUGAAGUAUCAGACUACCAUAGAUUAAAUCAAGAUAUUAACUACAAACAUUAGAAGUGACAUGAUAACCCACAUACAUAAUAUUAUAAUCUCACAAUAAAUAACACGUAUGCACGAGUGAAAUUUAGGUUUACAGAAGGUUUAUUUCUAUUUCUUAUAAAACAACGUUAGUAAGUCUCAUCUAUAUACUGUCCUGCGACAUGAAUCUGGUUUUAUAAUCCACUUUAAAACCAUUACAGAACCAAUGGUUUUAGGGUAGUAGUUAAAAUAUUUUUUAAGGUUGACAUGGAAACAAUAUUGUUACUAAGAUCAUCAUGAUGUUUUCAAAACUUUUUCGAUAUUAUUGUAAUAACGUAUAAUCAAUAAAGAUUGGUUUUAUAAGAGAUUAAUUAAUAGUCCGCGAAAACUAAAUGAAUUAGACGGUAAAUAAAGUUUAUCAGUAUUAUGCCAUUUCAUGAAGCACCCAGUGUUGAGCUGGGAUCAGCACCAAGAUCACCAAGUGUUAUUGCCUCGCCAUCACCUUCAGAGGUUUCUAGUACGAGCUCAUCAGAACCACACAACGUUCGAGCAACGCCCUUAUUCAGGGCCCUGGCAUUACGACCUCCAGAACCAGAACAACCUCCAGGACAAGACGAAUUGGAGCGACGCUUGCCAGGCUACAGGCGAAUCGUUAUACCUCGGGAAUUAACUCUUAUUGAAUUGCUUAAGCAGAGCAGCGGUGUUACAGCGGAUGAUGAAGUCUUGAGAAUCCGCGAAGCAAAGUUAAAAGUUGUGGCUGAGCGUGUAGGCUUACGACGUCUUCAUGUUUUAGCUCCACACUUGAGACAAUUGACACUCGAUGGCAGUGCAAUAUCCUCUCUACGAGACUUGGGCAUUGGCCUUAUCCAUUUAAAGGUGCUUAGCGUCAAUCGUUGUGGGCUUACAUCUUUGGACGGCAUUUGGGGUCUUGGUACCUUGCGAGAACUCCAAGCAGCAGGAAAUCGAUUGCGUGAUCUUCAUCCUUUGGCUGUGUUACAGAAGCUGCAUACACUUAAUCUUGCUGACAAUCCUCUGGAGGAAACAAGCCGCCUUUGGACUCUGGGCGUAUGUGGUGCAUUGCGACGUAUAAUAUUGAGGGGUACGCCUUUGGCCAACCUCAUGGAGUACCGAACAUUGGUGGCCUCAGCUCUGCCAAUGCUGACGCAUCUAGAUGAUUUUCCUCUUCAAGAUGAUAGUGUUAUCGAUGAGGCUAUUGAAGCCUCUUCGGAGUCCGAUGCUGACGUCAGCGAUAUUGAACUAGAUAAACCAUCUAAUGUGCAAUCUGAUCCACAACCUGGUCCAUCACAUGAGAACAAAGGACACGAACCAAACGUCUGUAUAGAACCCAUUCAACCAACAGCUCGUAAACGACCAGCGACAACAGAAUGCAUUGGUCUUCGGCCGAGAAUAAAUGUUCCGCCAAGACCAAAGACCGCCGUAGAACGAAAUGCACCAUCAAAAUUGCACGUUAUUAACACACUUUUGGACAAUGAGUGGCACUGUAGCGGCAGUAAGCUGACUUCGAGUGGACCAGUUUAUGGGAAUUUAGCAAGAGCGUUACGAAGAUCGAGAAACAGUCGCGAUAGUUCAAAUUCUGAUAUAUUUGUCGAACAAACACUGGACGUGGAUUGUCGCGCUGUUGCCGCAGAAAUACCGCGAGCUCUCACUUCAGAACUAUGGGAUAAAUUCAAACAAGACACUGGAAUUGAAAUCGAUAUAGACUUCAAUGAAAGACCAAAAGACGCAGAUCCAAACAAAGCCAUUGAACGUUUAGAACAAAUAGAAAAGGAAACAAUGGAACGAUUGAACAACGAAAACCCUGACUCGAAUUUCACACGCAACGUCUAUAAUUUUGCUUCGGAUCCUGCUAGAAUAUUCUCAAGUGGCCUAAAUGAUGAAUUGUGGAGGGGUAUUGAAGAUCUGGCAUUGCCUGAUACGGAGUAUACGGGAAAUCUACAACAUUGACUGCAAUUAAUUAGAAUUUUAAAGGAUGCAUAUAUCUUAACAAGUAUUGGUGAAAUGAAAGCUGUUGCGAAAUUGAAGAUCUUUAAAGCUUAUAGCGUAUAUAAUGCAUGUAACCUUCUCAACCUUUAGAUAUAAAUUCAUUUUACUAACCUUUGACUUUUUCCAAAAAGAUGCAGACUUACUGAAUUCUGCUGCAAUUGCGUCCAAAACAUUUCCAACAUUCCAAACCAUUUGACGUUGACUUUUGGGAACUGGGAAAACAAUAAUUUGUAUGAAAUAUGGUCACGUUGCGUCUUUUCAUUUGUAGUAAGUGUUUGUCUAAAGUUUUUAUAUGAGUUGGAUAAAUCACAACGAAUUUGUCAGCUAAAGAAUAUAUCUGGUUCCGUGGGCUUGGUUAUCGUAGAAUGUAUGCAGAACUAUGAUAUAGAUACAACGACUCUAUGUGUGUCCUGAAAAUUGACCCGAAGAGCUAAAUGUAUUGAGCCUAACCACGCGCAGAAUUCUCUAGCUAAUUCCAAAUACCAAUCAUAUCAUCAAUACUUUGCUAAAUUCAUAUUAAAACUAUGAAUGCACCAUAACAUAUCUAUUUAAAUAUAGCUGUUUAAUAUACAGCUAUAGUUAUUGUAUGUCUUUGACAUAGCUAGAGAUAGAGCAAGCAACGGUUUUUAUCAUAGUUCUAAACACAUUUUUGUGUAUUUAGAAAGGUGUUAUAUUUUGAUUUGAACACAAAGAAUUGUGUUAUUUCUUGUUAAUUAAAGAUUGUUUUGUUUAAUACAUUUUAUUAUUCGUU
This is a messenger RNA of Pieris rapae (cabbage white), 2812 nucleotides long. RefSeq lists its product as uncharacterized. Gene Ontology annotation, molecular function: protein binding. The record is from RefSeq and is a predicted model, not a curated record. The coding region runs from base 484 to 2022 and encodes 512 amino acids. The transcript has 10 exons. NCBI's taxonomy places the organism in Eukaryota, Metazoa, Arthropoda, Insecta, Lepidoptera, Pieridae.